GCUGCCAGGGGUAUGGAUGCCACAGUGGAGUACGAGGUACCCUGUCAAACCCGCCAACCGUCAACUCCGUGACGGAAGGACUGGCUGCCAAUUCUUCAAUGCUUUAACUCAGCCCGAUAAGAUCUACUCUCGCAGAUAUUAGUCUGCGCUUCUCUUCCCAUUCAACCAUUUUAUUUUUUAUUUUAUUUUUUCUGGUAGAUCGAAACCCACAUCUUACAUGGUACGAUGGGUUCGUUACCAGUAUUAUCUAUAUUAAUUGUCGUGUCUUGUUUCGGAAUACUCGACACCGAUUAUUAUUAGUUAAAUACCUAUCUUUAGCCUUUCCAUUCAUAUACCAGGUACCUAUCUACCAGGUACCUAUCAGGUAUCUAUAUCUCCUUAUACUGCCUAUCUUGAUAAAAUAUAAAAUAUACAGCAAAAUGUAUCAGUUUAUUUUAUUUGCCUUCCUUAUUCUCGGCGGUUAUUUCCAUUAUCUGUGGAAGGCCGAAGCCGCCCUCCACGAACCAUGGGUCCCGGAUCCAGGUGACCGACUCUUCAGCCAGCGACCUCUUCCUCCGUUUAAGGAAUCGUCUAGCAUAGCAACCUAUACCUUUCCUCUACGGACACAGGGUCGGAAUAUCGUCGAUGCUACCGGCCGUCGUUUUAAACUGGCCAGCGUCAAUUGGUAUGGAGCCAGCGACGAGCUGUUCAUUCCCGGCGGCCUCGACGUACAGCACCGCUCCGUCAUCGCUACGACUAUCCGGCUGCUAGGCUUCAACAGCGUGCGCUUACCGUACUCGGACGAAUUGGUCAUCCGAAAUCCGCAUAUCCUCCCCCACCUCCUCACCGCAAAUCCCGACCUCGUCGGCCUGCGCGCCCUCGAUAUUCUCCAGGCCGUCGUCGAGGCAUUGACCGACGCCGGCAUCGCUGUCAUCAUAAACAAUCACAUCACGAGCGCGACGUGGUGCUGCGGCGCCGACCCGUGCGACGCCGGCUGGGCCAACGACCAGUUCGGCCCCCUGUGCAAAGUCUCGCAGACCGAGGAGGAGUGGAUACAGCACUGGGAGACGGUCAUGCGGCCCUUCGUGAACAAUCCGCGGGUCAUCGGCGCGGACCUCAGGAACGAGGUCCGCGGCGUCUGGGGCACCAUGUCGUGGAGCCGCUGGGCGGACGCCGCGGAGAAGUGCGGCAACCGGCUGCUCAAGAUGAACCGGGACUGGCUGAUCGUGGUGGGCGGGACGGAGUCGGGGAACGACCUGAGCAAAGUAGGGGCGCGGCCGGUCAAGCUCGACGUGGCGGACCGGGUGGUGUACUCGGCGCACGUGUACGCGUGGUCGGGGUGGGGGAGUAAGGAGGGGCGGUACGCGAAGCGGAGCUACGCGUCGUUCAUCCAGGCGAUGCGCAAGAACUGGGCGUACCUGGUGGAGGAAGGGGUCGCGCCGGUGUGGGUCGGGGAGUUCGGCGCGCCGCGCGACCCGGGCGUCGGCGACGCCAACUACUGGCGCAACCUGCUGCGGUACCUCAAGCGCAUCGACGCCGACUUCGGGUACUGGGCCAUCAACCCGCGCAAGCCCAGGGACAACGCGCUCGAGACGUAUUCCCUCGUCUGGGACGACUGGGUCACGCCCAUCCUCGACUACCGCAUGCGCGACAUGACGGAGCUGAUUGCUGGUUCCGGGGGUGGUGAUGAUGAGGAUGAGGAUGAUGGCGAUGGCGAUGGUGAUGGCGAGGGGGAUGGGGAGAAGGAAGGGCUUAAGACCGGGGAUUUAUAGGGUUUUAUGGAGGGUGAGAUGAGGGGUUGCGAGUUAGGCUUCGGGCUGCAAUGAAGAUAGGGAAGAUGUGCUGGAAAUACCCACGUGGGGAGGGAGAAGAAGAAGAAGAAGAAGAAGAAGACGUCAUAUGCUCUUGAAUUAUAGCCAUGGGAUAUCACUGAUCUAGGAAUACGCGGCGGUUAUGACAGUUAUUAGUGGGCUUGGCCCGAGUCGACGGAUUGGUUGAUUGCGAGUCAGGUCCCUACCUAACCUAAGCCAGCGGGAUUAGAUAAUCCGCUUUUCGUCAUGCUGGCACAUGAGAGUCGGUUGUUUGUUGGUGCUGUUGCCGUUGAUGAUGGUGGUGGUUGGUUGGAAUUAAGCAAACCAACCUGUUGAGCUUUUUAGAAGCGGGCUAUAGGCGCGAGAUCGAGUGCGUAUGAGUAACGAAUGGCGACUGGCUUAUGACUUCGUAGACAUCUAAGAUAUUCUUCUUGCGUGCAGAUUCGUGUGAUUGCUUAAUAAGUACUUGACAAGUUGGACCUGGGCUGAGUAACGUUGGGGGUCGGUUAGAGCUAGCGAUGACAUUGGUCGGCUCAUGACGAGUAGGUGUUUGGUGAAAGGAAGUAAACGAACGACCCCCUUGUUGGUUUUUCAGUUGUUUUUAUUAAGGAGAGAGGACGGCCGUAGAAAAAAAGAAGAAGAAAGAAAAAAAAAAAAAAAAAA
Molecule: messenger RNA, 2453 nt
Organism: Daldinia caldariorum
Lineage: Eukaryota; Fungi; Ascomycota; Sordariomycetes; Xylariales; Hypoxylaceae
Product: glycoside hydrolase family 5 protein
Exons: 1
Coding region: 420-1751 (443 amino acids)
Molecular function (GO): hydrolase activity, hydrolyzing O-glycosyl compounds
Source: RefSeq, a predicted model, not a curated record